AUGACGGAUGGACUGGGAAAGUUAACUGCUCUCCAAACAUUGAUGAUGUACAGUAUAGGGAAGAAGAAGAAAAGUUAUUUUCCAAAGCAAAAGGAUGGGCUAGAUGGUCUGGAUGGUUUACAUGAAUUGAGAGGAGAACUACGUAUCAAGGGUUUAGAGCACUUGAGAUCUUCUCCGCCGAAAGCCAAGGCUGCACACUUGGAGAAAAAGCGACACCUUAAAAUCCUGAAAUUAGAGUGGGACCCAGAAGCUUCUGACUAUAAUGGUAAGGCAACUGCAAAUGAUGAACAGCUACUGGAACACCUUCAGCCACACCACAAUUUGAAACAAUUAAUUGUAAAUGGGUAUGCAGGUGUGCGGUUUCCUUUCUUGAUGUCAUUGCUCUCGAAUUUGGUUUCUAUUUUCAUAUACAGUUGUAAAUGGUGCCGCAACAUCCCACCAUUGAAACAAUUCCCUUCUCUCAAGAUUCUUAUUCUUUUGGACUUAAGCGUGCUGGAGUACAUAAGCAAUGAUGGUAGUGAUGUGUCCUCUUCUUCCCUCCAACGUAUCAGGCUUGAGAAAUUGCCUAAGUUGAGGGGAUGGUCGAGCCAUGCAGUAACAGUAAAUCAUGGCAUUCCAUUAGAUUUAUUUCCUUGCCUUUCUUCUUUAAGUAUCAUUGAUUGCCCCAUCAUGUCACCAACACCAGUCAGAGUACUCAAUAACAUUGCAAAUGAUGAUCAUGGGGAAUCAGAUUUGCACAAAGCUCUCAAUUAUCCACUAUUGUUUCCUAUCUUUCACUUCAAUAUAUAG
This is a messenger RNA of Corylus avellana, 789 nucleotides long. The record is from RefSeq and is a predicted model, not a curated record. Lineage: Eukaryota; Viridiplantae; Streptophyta; Magnoliopsida; Fagales; Betulaceae.